Molecule: messenger RNA, 1975 nt
Organism: Notolabrus celidotus (New Zealand spotty)
Lineage: Eukaryota; Metazoa; Chordata; Actinopteri; Labriformes; Labridae
Gene: ddx55
Product: DEAD (Asp-Glu-Ala-Asp) box polypeptide 55
Exons: 14
Coding region: 127-1938 (603 amino acids)
Cellular component (GO): nucleolus
Molecular function (GO): RNA helicase activity; nucleic acid binding; ATP binding
Source: RefSeq, a predicted model, not a curated record
CAGUUCCUACCCGGCUUGUAAACAUCAGCACAUCCGGAAACAGGAGCAGCGUGGAGUGGAGAGUUAGCCCAGCAGUGGCUAACAGGUUUAGCUUCAUCCUCCUGAAUAAGGUUCAGUUUUAUCACCAUGGAGAACUCGACAGACGGCACGUGGGACAGUUUACCUGUUCACCUCCACGAGAGCAUCUUACAGACGCUCGAGGAGCUCAGGUUCACUCACAUGACACCUGUACAGUCGGCUUGUAUCCCACUGUUCAUGCGCAACAAGGAUGUAGCAGCUGAGGCGGUAACCGGGAGCGGGAAGACGCUUGCUUUCGUCAUCCCGAUCAUCGAGCUGCUCCUGAAGAGAGAGGAGAAGCUGAGGAAGAUGCAGGUCGGAGCGCUGGUGGUGACGCCCACCAGAGAGCUGGCUCUGCAGAUCAGUGAAGUCAUGGAGCAGUUCAUCCAGAAGUUUCCUCAGUUUAAGCAGAUUUUACUGAUUGGAGGAACCAACCCGAUCGAGGAUGUGGAGAAGUUUAAGGAGCAAGGGGCAAACAUCCUGAUCGCGACGCCCGGCCGUCUGGAGGACAUGUUCAGGAGGAAGGUGGACGGUCUGGACUUGGCGAGCUCAGUGAGGAGUCUGGAUGUCCUGGUUCUGGAUGAGGCUGACAGAUUGUUGGAGAUGGGAUUCGAGGCCAGUCUGAACACCAUCCUCGGCUACCUGCCCAAACAGAGGCGCACCGGUUUGUUCUCGGCCACUCAGACGCAGGAGCUGGAGAAGCUGGUGAGGGCGGGGCUUAGGAACCCCGUACGCAUCACCGUCAAGGAGAAAGGCGUUGCGGCCUCCGCCGUCCAGAAGACACCGUCCAGACUCUCCAACUACUUCACCAUCUGUAAGGCUGAAGACAAAUUCAACAACCUGGUGGCGUUCUUACGACAACACAAGCACGAGAAGAACCUCGUCUUCUUCAGUACGUGUGCGUGUGUGGAGUACUACGGUCGAGUUCUGGAGGUGCUGGUGAAGAAGGUCCCGGUGCACUGCAUCCACGGCAAGAUGAAAAACAAACGCAACAAGAUCUUCGCAGACUUCCGAGCACUGAAGAGCGGGAUCUUGGUGUGCACGGACGUCAUGGCGAGAGGCAUCGACAUCCCUGAUGUGAACUGGGUGCUGCAGUAUGAUCCUCCCAGCAGUGCCAGCGCGUUCGUUCAUCGCUGCGGGCGAACGGCACGAAUCGGCAAUCAGGGUAACGCCCUCGUCUUCCUGCUGCCGAUGGAGGAGUCCUACGUCAACUUCCUGUCCCUCAACCAGAAGUGCCCGCUGCAGGAGAUGCCCUCUGUGGGUGACGUUGUGGACGUCACGUCCAAAGUUCAGACUCUGUCUCUGGAAGACCGCGCCAUGUUUGACAGAAGCAUGAGAGCCUUCGUCUCGUACGUCCAGGCGUACGCCAAACACGAGUGCAGCCUCAUCUUCAGAGUCAAAGAUCUGGAUUUUGCCGCUCUGGCUCGCGGCUUCGCCCUCCUCCGUCUGCCGAAGAUGCCCGAGCUGCGGGGGAAGACCUUCCCCGACUUCAUCGAGACGAAGGUGGACACGGAGACCAUCCGCUACAAGGACAAGCAGCGGCAGAAGCUCAGGAAGAAGAUGCUCGCCGAGCUGAAAGAGAAAGAGAAGGACCCGCCUCCUAAGAGGAACUUCAUAAGGAACAAGUCGUGGUCCAAACAGAAGAACAGGAAGGACCGCAGGAGGAAGAACGCCGCCAAGAGGAAACGGAACGAGCCGGAAUCAGAGGUGGAGGACGAGGACAUGAAGGAGCUCGCCAACGACACCCGGCUCCUAAAGAAGCUAAAGAGAGGACAGAUCACAGCCGAGGACUUUGAGAAACAGAUCACAAGCGGACCGAAGUCCAAACACAAAACAGAGGCGGCGCCAGUCAACGGCGAGGAGGGCGGCGAGGACGUCUGACACCAAACAUCAGAAAUAAAUCACCUUCACGUGUCGA